Triticum urartu is the source of this 1005-nucleotide messenger RNA. RefSeq names its product vesicle transport v-SNARE 13. Gene Ontology annotation, biological process: intracellular protein transport; vesicle fusion; vesicle-mediated transport. Gene Ontology annotation, cellular component: late endosome membrane; SNARE complex; endoplasmic reticulum membrane. NCBI's taxonomy places the organism in Eukaryota, Viridiplantae, Streptophyta, Magnoliopsida, Poales, Poaceae. The record is from RefSeq and is a predicted model, not a curated record. Gene Ontology annotation, molecular function: SNAP receptor activity; SNARE binding.
UUCCGUCCCGUCCCCCGUGCGCCGCACCGGUUGGUUUGGUUCCCAACACGGCACCCCACCCGCCUCAACUCGACCGCCGUCCCCCCCUCCCCAACGAACUCGCUCCGACCACCCACCCACCCAUCGACUGCCUCGGCUCCGCCGGAGGCUCCGCGGGCCUCGAUCCGGUCCGGCUGCCGCGACCGCCGGCGGAUUCACCGGGGAGGGAGCGACCAUGAGCGACGUCUUCGAGGGCUACGCGGGGCAGUACUGCGAGAUCUCCGCCGCCCUCUCCCGCAAGUGCGCCGCCGCCUCCGCCCUCGACGGCGAGAAGAAGAAGCAGAAGCUGUCCGAGAUCCAGGCCGACGUGCAGGAGUCUGAAUCGCUGAUCAGGAGGAUGGAUUUGGAGGCGCGGAGCAUGCAGCCGAGCGUCAAGGCCGGGCUGCUGGCUAAACUGAGGGAGUACAAGUCUGAUCUCAACAGCGUCAAGGGCGAGAUCAAGAGGCUCUCCGCGCCUAAUGCCCAGCAGGCCACCCGGGAGGAGCUCCUCGAGUCCGGCAUGUCCGACACACUCGCGGCAUCAUCUGAUCAGAGAGGAAGAUUGAUGAUGACAUCAGAAAGGUUAAACCAGUCUUCAGACAGAAUUAGAGAAAGCCAAAGAACAGUAUUUGAGACAGAAGAAAUUGGCGUGUCAAUUCUUCAGGACCUUCAUAAUCAACGACAGUCACUGCUGCAUGCUCACACAACAUUGCAUGGUGUGGACGACUACAUCGGCAAAAGCAAGAAGAUCCUGGCUUCCAUGUCCAAGAGGAUGGACAGGAACAAGUGGAUCGUCGGCGGCAUCAUUGCGACCCUCGUCUUUGCCAUCCUCUUCAUAUUGUACUUCAAGUUUGCUUAACCAUUCCAAAUGCAGCAUGUGCCUGAAUUCAGAAUGUUUGUGUGUGUGGAACAUGAUGUAUAGUGACACUUGCCAGUUGCCAUGUAAAACACAAAAUAUUUGAAAGAUGUGUUCGAGGCUUCUGUAAA